Messenger RNA from Thlaspi arvense, 903 nucleotides. The record is from the annotation of a GenBank genome assembly. Lineage: Eukaryota; Viridiplantae; Streptophyta; Magnoliopsida; Brassicales; Brassicaceae.
AUGGCCAACCGGAUGCUGGGCGCUGGAUUCGGUAAGGAGCUGGAGGAUGAGAUAGACCAGUGGAUCAAAGCCGUUAACGUCGCUCUUCGCAUCCUCUUUCCGAGCAAACGCCGCCUCUGCGACCGUGUCUUCUUCGGUUUCUCCUCGGCUGCCGAUCUCUCGUUCAUGGAGGUAUGUCGCGGCUCUACCAUUCAACUCCUGAAUUUCGCAGACGCCAUUGCCAUAGGAAGCCGUUCGCCUGAGAGAUUGUUCAAAGUGCUCGACGUGUUCGAGACGAUGGGGGAUUUGAUGCCUGAGUUCGAGUCUGUGUUCUUGGACCAGUUUUGCUCAGUUCUUAGGAAUGAAGAAGUAACCAUUUGGAAACGAUUGAGAGAGGCGAUAAGAGGUAUAUUCAUGGAGCUUGAGAAUCUGAUCCGGCGAGACCCGGUGAAAGCUGUCGUUCCAGACGGUGGUCUCCACCCAAUCACUCGUUACGUCAUGAAUUACCUCCGCACGGCCUGCAGAUCCUGGCAAACCUUAGAGCAAGUGUUUGAGGAUAGCAAUGGUGUGCCGUCUAACGACUCGACUCUGUUGACUGUACAUAUGUCUUGGAUCAUGGAGCUUUUAGAGAGUAACUUGGAAAAGGUUAAGGAUGGGGACUUAGGGUUGCUCUUAGGAGAGGAUUGGAUCAGGAAACACAACGCCAAAGUAAGGCAAUACCAUUUGAGUUAUCAGAGAAACUCAUGGAACAAGAUGCUUGGGAUGCUGAAGGUGGACAAUACACCUGCAGGCAUGCACAGAUUGGGGAAAGCCAUGAAAGAGAAGCUGAAGCAGUUCAAUACGCAGUUUGAUGAGACAUGCAAGGCGCACUUGAUGCUCAAGGAUGACUCAAGCAAAUCAACUGGUCAUUGGAGGCUCGAGUAA